GUCAGAACUGGAUUCUAACCUGGUCAUGUGUAUUAUAAGGAAGUGUAAAUCCAAAAUCCAAAAGUAGAGUAGCAUUUGAGAACUUUCCGUAUCUUAUUAGGACCUGUAUAAAAAGGGUAAAUGACUCUGAAAAAGAAAUGAUAUCAUCUAGGCUAGAAGCAACAAUGAUAUACUUAAGAGCUAUAAAUAAAAGUGGAGUAAUCUGUAUCUGAUGAUUACAUGCUCUUUUAAGUAGGAACUGUAAACCUUAGAGCUAUUACUCUAUUACGCCAAUCUUGGCUUCUAUAUACGGCAGUGUAUUGCAUUCCAAUAUUCCAUCAAUAUCAUCGUUAGUAAUACAAAUCCUAUUACACUUUCCUAAUUCUAGUUUUUCUGAUAUUGUUUCCACUAUCUCGGUGGCGGUCUAUGAACGCCACCUACUAAACUCCUAACAUCUCAUUAUUCAGCCACUCUAAAUUUAAGGUUUGAAGAUACAACAAAGAAGAAUUCGCCCAACAGAAACACUAUUAGAGUUUCCCCACAAAGCCGAAGAUUUGCACCAAUCAUAAUUCACUCCAUUUCAUACUUAAACACAAAAGUAGGAUGAUCAGAACCAGUUUGAAUUUUGAUAUUGAAAAACCAAUUGCAAGACAAUCAUUGCAAAUUUGCAACAUAAAUGCUGCUGAAUUUUCAUCAUUUAUAAAAGAGAGGAUAUGAAUUCACACAAAACCUGAGCACCAGGAGCAUAAUCGCGGUCAGCAAUAACCUGUAUCUCAAAACAUAAAGGUUAAAGUCAUAACUCAUAAACCUUGUAGAAAUAAGGAGUGCAGCUAAUAUUUCAUAAACAUGCCGGGGCAAAUUUACUUUGAUGUCAAUGUGGUCACUUAACAAUGCUAGUCUUGAAAUAAUAGUGUCUACACACACAUGUUGACAUUUAUAUACAAGUUGACAAUGCUUUAGACACCCAGAGAAACUGACUAAAUUGGUUGGGGACCUUGAUGCACACCAAUUCUCCUUUGUGAAAGUUCUACUUUUGAUUCCAUAUAAUAUUUUUACCUAAAUUUGUUUUAAUCCUUCUAAAAAAACUCAAGACACAACCCCAACUUUAUGCUCUCACUCUUCUGGUUCUCACAUGUCUCUUCAAGUCUCUAAGUCAGUGGAAUGCCAAACAUGGCACGCGACCUGCCAAACACUCACCUACCUCUAUGUCUUUGAAACUUGCUCUCGGACCCUCUCGUCAAUUGCUACCUCUCGUCCAUCUCAGACGACGUCCCUCCAUUGCUCUCAGCCCCUCUUGUCUGUCACUAUUUUAGGCGUUAGCAUAUUGCAAUUGCAAUUAGUGUAAAUAGUGUGCAUGAUCAAUCUGACAAACGAUGUGAAGGCCUUAUUUUACAAAAGCAAUCAAUAUGAGUUGCUCUAUUCCUUUACAUAAACAACCUUCAGAAGAUAUAUCUGGACUCAUUUGAAUGCUUCAGUUGACAUCAAAGAUACUUUUGUCUUUUGGAUUGUCUUUUUGAUAUCAUGAUGAAAGUGACUCAAAAAUGAAAGGUCAUCUCCUAACUUUCUUAAAGUUCCUUUCUGAAGGGAAUUAUAUGUGGGUAGUGUUGUUUUAAAAAAUGCUAUUGGUAAUAAUCGAAUGACUUCCCCUAUGAUCCAAAAAGAUAUUGCAAUUGUUCAUUGUAUAAAGAAACUAGUAUUUUUUGA
Messenger RNA from Cuscuta campestris, 1683 nucleotides. The record is from the annotation of a GenBank genome assembly. Lineage: Eukaryota; Viridiplantae; Streptophyta; Magnoliopsida; Solanales; Convolvulaceae.